Myotis daubentonii (Daubenton's bat) is the source of this 4675-nucleotide messenger RNA. RefSeq names its product V-set and immunoglobulin domain containing 10 (gene VSIG10). Gene Ontology annotation, biological process: cell-cell adhesion; synapse assembly. Gene Ontology annotation, cellular component: plasma membrane; cell-cell junction; neuron projection. Gene Ontology annotation, molecular function: cell adhesion molecule binding. NCBI's taxonomy places the organism in Eukaryota, Metazoa, Chordata, Mammalia, Chiroptera, Vespertilionidae. The record is from RefSeq and is a predicted model, not a curated record.
GAAGUCGGGCUCCCGCCUGGAUGGGCGGUGGGGGGGGGGAGCCCCGCUCCUGUUGUUUUCCGCGAGCGGAGUGGGUGGCGGGGACAAGGGGCGGGGUGCGCCCUCCCACCCCGGGCCGGGCGCUCGGGAGAGAGAAUCGCACCGGGAGCCCCGCGCAGCUCGCCGCCCGUCAGACUCACCCGGCCCCCAGCAUCCCUCCCGGGGCCGCGGAAAGCGGAUCCACUCCGUCGGGCCGGGGACCGGGAGGAGCACUUGGUACCCCGGGGGCCCGAGCCCUGCGGGGCGCACACCCCGCCCAGCCAGCCCCUGCGUUUCCUGAGGGGCCCUGCCCGCAUCUGCGGCGAGAUGGCCGCACGGGCACCCGAGCCCCAGGUCCUCCUCUGCCUCGGGGCGCUGCUGGCCCGCUGGGUCGCCGCAGGAUUGGAGACUGUCGUCGUCGGAGAGGUUCAUGCGAACAUGACUCUGCGCUGUGGCAACAUCUCGGAAGCGAGGGGCCUAGUGACCUGGUACCGGAAUGACUCGGAGCCCGUCUUCCUCCUGUCCUCCAACUCCAGCCGCCCGCCGGCCAAGCCACGCUUCUCUCUGGUGAACGCCAGCUCCCUGCACAUCGAGGCACUGAGCCUGGAGGAUGAGGGCAACUACACCUGCUGGGAGGCCCUGAACGAGACUCGGUGGUUCCAAGUGUGGCUGCAGGUGGCCAGCGGCCCCUACCAGGUCGAAGCCAACAUCUCCAGCACCGGCGUGCUCCCCAAUGGCACCCUCUACGCCACCAAGGGCUCCCGGGUGGACUUCAGCUGUGCCAGCAGCUCCCGGCCUCCGCCCAUGAUUGAGUGGUGGUUCCGGGCCCCGGAUUCCAAGACCGAGCCCUUUGGGAACAACCUGACGGUCAGCAGCUUCACGCUGCUACAGAUGUCGCAGAACCUCCAGGGGAACUACACCUGCCUGGCCAAGAACCUGCUCAGUGGGAGACAGCGCAGCGUGACCACCGAGCUCCUGGUCUACGCUCCUCCCCCUUUGUCAGACCUUGAGUGCUGGGCAGAGAUGCUGCCAAGAUUGUUCGUGCUGCAGCUCACCUGCCGCUGGGAUGGGGGAUACCCACACCCUAACCUCCUGUGGACAGAAGAGCCAGGAGGUGUGGUUGUGGGGACGUCGAAGUUGGGAGUGGAGACGCUGAACCGGUCCCAGCUGUCGGAUGGCAAGAAGUUCAAGUGCGUUGGGAGCCACAUAGCAGGGCCGGCGUCGGGAGCCAGCUGUGUGGUCCAGAUCCGUGACCCCUCCCUUCUCUCGGAGCCCAUGAAGACGUGCUUCGUGGGGGGCAAUGUGACCUUCACCUGCCUGGUGUCCGGAGCCUACCCCUCUGCCAAGAUCCUGUGGCUGAGGAACCUCACCCAGCCCGAGGUGGCCAUCCAGCCCAGCAGCCACUAUCUCAUCACCCAGAAAGGCCAGAGCUCCACCCUGACCAUCCACAACUGCUCCCAGGACCUGGAUGAGGGCUACUACGUCUGCCGGGCUGAGAACCCCGUGGGGGUGAGGGAAGUGGCCAUCUGGCUGAGCGUGAAAGAACCUUUAAACAUCGUGGGAAUUGUGGGAACCAUCGUGAGCCUCCUCCUGCUGGGACUGGCCAUUAUCUCGGGGCUCAUGCUGUAUUACAGCCCUGUGUUCUGCUGGAAAUUAGGAAACACUAUCAGGGGACAAGACAUGGGUGACGUCAUGGUUCUGGUGGAUGAGGAAGAGGAGGUGGAGGAGGAAGACAAUGCUGCAGAAGAAGAGGAGGAGGAGGAGGAGGAGGAAGAGGAGGAAGCCAAUGAGAGGGAGGAGUUCCCAAUAGAAAUACACAAGCACAGCCACAUCCACAGGGUGACGGCCCUGGUGAACGGCAACAUAGACUGGAUGGCCAAUGGGCUCCCGCCUCUGCAAGACGACAGCAGUGAGCAGCAGAGUGAGCUGGUCCCCGAGGAAGACAGGCCAGUGUGAAGAAGAGAGCUGGCCUGCGUGAUCUGCCUGAAGCGCGGGGGAGCCUCAUGGAAGAUGAGCUUUUCCUUUUGCUUUGACUUGACUUGCACCCCUGCCCAAGGGCUUAAAAGGGGCGCGCACGCACACACACACACACACACACACACACACACACGUCUUUCCGUCCAUUUUUUUAAAAAGCUGGUUUGAUUUGCUGUAACUUUUCCUAAUGAUGCUAAAAAGCGUUGGGAACAGGCAGUGUGUUGGGGGAAGCUGCCUUUGGCAUCUGAGGUGCCCUUUCCGCUGUGACUUCUGGCUUUGUCCAGGUCGACUGAUGCUGAUUUGGGGGGAGCAGGAGUGGGAGGAGGCCCUUGGCCGCAGUGCCCUUUGCCACUCGUGAAGUCUGUAACCAGCUUCGCUCAGCACACAAGGGCAUGGCAAGGGGGGACAGGGACACUUCCUUGAUGACUGCCCAGCUGAGCCAAGGAGUCAGCUCACUGGAAAAAGUGAGGAGGUGUCAGCGACUGAUGCUGGUCAGAGGGAGGCAGUGUGGGCCAGGCUUUUGGAGUUGGAAACACCCAGGAUUGAGUCUGGGCACUUGUUUCAUGGGCUUGGGCAGGUGCUUUCCCUCUCCCCUGGGCCUCAAUGUCCUCAUCUGUAAAAUGGGUGGAAUCACACCUAUCUGACGGGUAUGGUGAGGACUCGGGGAUGUGAACGUGCCUAAGAGGUGCUCAAGAGAUGUUCGUUCUCUUCUCCCUUGCCUUCCCUGGUGGAAGGAAAACAUGACUGUAAGUUGGGAGCUCCUGCCUGGACCCGCCACUCUUCUUUGUGGAGUGGUUCCGGGCGAGGGCCUUCUCAGAGCUCUCCUGACGAUGUUUGUUUUGCUUCCCCAGAAAUAGAAUUAUUUUCAAGAGUUAGGGCCCCUAAGAGAAAGUGCCUUUCAUUAGAACCUCACAUUUUGCAAAGCUUUGUGUUUAUACAAGAGCCUCUGACAUGACGCUGUUAGCUUUCGGCCUUUCCCCUGGGACGUGCGAGAAGGCAGGAGAAGUGCUUUGUGAGGGAGUACCUGGUGGGAGGUACUCCUUGGGCAGACCAGCCCAUCCGGCCGGGGAUGGAGAGCUUGUUUCCGUCUUCUCUUUAACGAUGUUAUGAAGAUACACUGACCAACGAUGCUAAGUUUCUAAUGAAACUAUCGUAUGAUGGGUUUAAGCUGCUGAUGCCUUCGGUAGAACCUGUAUAGUUUAGAGAUAUCCCCCGCCUCCCCCCACCCCCUGAUUUCACUCAAAUCUCUUUUCAGUGUCAGGGGCCUUAUAAAGGUGCAAAGGGUGUGUGCUAAGUGUGAAAAUCUGACUUGAAUUUGCAUUCUUUAAUGUUGCACAUUCUGCUCUGAUGGGCAAGACCUAGAGCUUAAAGGAGAACUUCCCUUCUGCAGUAACGGACUGGGACUGGUAAAAUGAGACACCAGUUACCCGCAGGUGUGCUGGGGGUUGGUCUAUUUUCCUGAAGGGACUAAACUAAGCAAGUCCCUAAAAGGGAGCCCCGUCCCGAGCUCAGAACACGGGAGCCCAGGAGCUGGCUGCACAUGUGCACCCCUCAGGAAGAGCCGUGACCUCUGCAGUCGCGUUGGGCUGGGUCCUUUGCUGGUGGUACCUCGUGUAUGUCACCACCCUACCCAGUCCAAGUCGGUGUCAUUUACAGAGCAGGAUACCAGACAGGUUGCUUCUGCAGUUACUGAACACAGAGCUAGACUCUUCAGAAUCUUCGAUGAAUCCCAUUUCUGACUCUAAGUGUCUACUAUGCAGAGGCAACAAUACUUUUUAAAAAGAAAAGCAACUGCAGGAAAAAUUCCCUAGCUGGGAACACGGGGUGAUUUUCAAGAUCACUGAGGUGUUUCUGCAAGUUCCUCUUCUCUUGCACACGUACCUGGAAGGUAGCAAAUCUUCGAGGCAGAGUUUUUCCGCUAGCAAAUGGGAGCUUCAAGAUCUUGGUGCCAAACACUAGAAACCCUUGACUAACUGAGCGGUGACUGCUCACUUCUAGCUGAGCCCUGUGUGCACAUUAAUAUGGCUGGGUCAGUUAAGAACCCAGGUCCUGGGGGAUCGUCAAGUUUUAAGGAUUUUUAAAGAAUUGGGGCUUUUUUUUUUCUUUUAAGAUGACCCAUCCCCAAUUGAGCAGGUCACUAGAAGUCAGUGGCCCAUGGACAAGCCUGUUGACAAUGGUUACAGACGCUGUGUGGUCACAUCACCCUGUACGUGCAUUCUUAUCUGCAUGUGUUGUAAACUCAGACACCAGAUCUUAUCGGAACCAGGAAGAUAAACAUUUCAGGGCUAUCACAACUGACACUUCUUUUUCUCAGAACCUGGUGGACAUUGGGGAAUGGACUCCUGCAAUGUUGUGGCUUUGAUAUUAGCUCCAGUUCUCACAAGCACAUACAGGCCCUAUUCCUGCAGCAGGAAAGCACAUGAUGGAAAUUUUCCACAGCCCAUGCACUGACACCUGGGAAAGCCUCCUUGCUGGGUAACAGUUAUGAUGAUGCAAUAAGUGCCAACCGGUAUUUCUCACCAUGGGGCUGGCCGGGAUCUGCUGCAAAGAAAAAUAAGCAGAUCUUCUGCAUUAUUUACAUUUUAAUAUUUGAUGCGGGGAGGUGGGUUGGGAGAAAUUCAUUCUGAGAUUAUAAUGGAUUUUUUUAAAGAUUAUGGAAUAAAGUUAUUUUUAAAUAAAA